Molecule: messenger RNA, 714 nt
Organism: Nematostella vectensis (starlet sea anemone)
Lineage: Eukaryota; Metazoa; Cnidaria; Anthozoa; Actiniaria; Edwardsiidae
Product: galaxin
Exons: 2
Coding region: 81-599 (172 amino acids)
Source: RefSeq, a predicted model, not a curated record
GUUGUUAAAACAUCCACCCCACAGUGUUUUGAUCAUAUGCAAGCCCUUCAUCGCCUGAGCUGAAUUAGAUCACUGCAAACAUGGCUUGUAUAAGAGUGGAGAAUGUGGCGCUAGUCGUUCUUCUUCUAUGUCUGGCGAAUUCACAAGCACUGCUGAAUGGCCAAUCACAGAAAACCUCGAGAUCAAAUGAUCUCGAUCCAAGAGAGCCAUGUGGAGGCCUUCCACGGUCAUCCCCCGACAUCUGCUGCGAGGGACGGCGACUGAAGCGCACGGGAGGUCUGUGGUACUCCUUUUGUUGCGGUAACACGACAUACGAUGGUCGCACGCAGUUAUGCUGUGACGGAAACGUGCGAGACAAGAUGAACGGGCGCUGGAAUUCCUAUUGCUGUGGCUCGCAAACUUUCGACCGACGUACGCAUCAAUGUUGCCAUGGCAAAGUGCUCAGGAAGAAAGGGCGACCGGGGAAUUCCUUUUGCUGCGGGGGCGUGACAUCAAAUUGUCUGUCAAAUUUACACCUGUUGCCGUGGGUACACGCUAAGGCUUCUCAGCGAAACGGGAGGGGUUCGGAACACGUUCUGUUGUGGCUCGCAGGCUUAUGACAGGCGAACUCACAUCUGCUGCAGAGGUAAUGUGCUGAGGAAGGUGGGCAGUGACAUGACCUCGUUCUGCUGUGGGGAAAAGACCUAUGACAGUAGAUCAGAGAUUUGUUGUGCA